AUGUUUCCAGAGAUCCUUUUCGCCAAUCCCAAUUUUGGCCAUACCUUAGCUGUUUGCCUCGACACAGCUCUUCACAUAUUUUGCCACUUGAAAACAGUUGGUAGUGAGGGGAAGAUGCUGCUAUUCCGGUGGUUAAGUAAUUCAUGUCGGGUCUAUACUCGUCCUAUCAUUUUACUGGUGGCCCUGGCCUUCAUAGCUAUCAUUACUUUAUUACUUUGGAAAAAUUUCUAUUAUCACUGUUGGCAGAUGGAUUUUGAUUUAGAUUCAAAUCUAUUGUAUUUAAAACCAGUAGCCAAUGCGCAACCACCAAAACCUAUCAAUCACAAAGUGGCAAAAAGUUCCUGGUCUUGGUUAAAUGGUACUAACUUGUCAGACAACAUUACUCUUGUAACUGCCUACUUUGAAUUGGGCAGUUUCAAAAAAGGCCUACUCAAUGUCAUCACACCUACAAAGUACAAGAAAUGGAUGUCAGUCUAUGCUCGUAUUCUUAACCCCCUUGUCAUAUACACUGACUCUGAGGAUGUAUAUAAACAGUUUCAACAACUCCGUGCGCAACAUUCCACUCAACACAUCACAAAACUGAUACUCAUCAGAAAAGAAAAACUGUGGGCUUUCCAAAUAAAAUCCCAAAUUGACAGCAUCUUUCAGCAAGAUGGCUACCCAACAUUUUCUCCAAAUACAGUGAAUGCAGAAUAUUCUUGCAUCAUGCAUGCUAAGUUUGAACUACUGCAGCAGUCUAUUGAUAAUAACUAUUUCCUUACCAAAUAUUUCAUGUGGAUUGAUAUUGGUUAUUUCAGAUAUGAAACUGAAAAAAACAAUCUCUUUGGCUUGUCUGUUCCUCAACGAUUUGAUGAAAACAGUGUGGCCUACAGUGAAGUCUGUGAUUUCCAGAAUUAUUCUUUUAAAGACAUUGUAUGGAAUAAUCGGGUAUGGGUGGCAGGUGGUGCCAACUUGGGCCGCUUUGAUGUUCUGACAACAUUUUGUAAAGAAUACAUAAAUCGAGUGAAAAAGGCUUUAGAAGAACGCAUCAUAAGCACAGAUCAACAAAUCAUCUAUGCCAUGUACACAGACAAAGAGAAACCGUCCUCCAAUCUACAGUUGUGUAUUGCUGGCUGGUUUUGUUUGGGUUAUCUGUCAAUCAGGUCUUGGCAAAACCAAAAUCCAAAAUUUAAUAACACUUCUUGA
Molecule: messenger RNA, 1185 nt
Organism: Acanthosepion pharaonis
Lineage: Eukaryota; Metazoa; Mollusca; Cephalopoda; Sepiida; Sepiidae
Source: the annotation of a GenBank genome assembly